AAGACUGCCUGUCAGACUUAAUAAAAUGACCGCCCAGUGACCCUAGUGUGUGAGUGACAAGCUGGGCAGGUGACCAAUCCUGCAGGCUUUGAGCCUCGAAGAACCCAGCUCUCCCAGCCACGUGUCCUGUCCAUAGAGCACGCUCGCCCCCUGUCGGCCUUGAGUUGCUUGACUAUUAAUAGUGGAGGAGGAGGAAAGAAAAAACUCGCUGUGGCCGGAAGUGACGCGCAUUAGGGGCGCCGAGCAGCCGUGCUGGUGAGUCGCGCCCAUGUGGAGCUGAGCCCUUGGGGCUACCUGCUAUGGCUGCGACCGGGUCCUCGGUGCCGUCUCCGGCGGUGCCAUGUGCGGGGGCCACUGGCGGAGGUACUGGAACCCCCGAGACCGUGGGGGAAUGGCUGCGGAGCGCCUACCGCUUUGUCACCGACAGGAACGACUUCCGGAGGAAUUUGAUUGUUAAUUUGGGACUUUUUGCUGCCGGUGUCUGGCUGGCUCGGAACCUGAGUGACAUUGACUUGAUGGCACCCCAGCCAGGCCUGUAGCUCAGCUGAUGUUAACUAGUGACACUUCAUUUCUAAUACUGCCUUCCGUGAUCUGAAUGCAGUUUCUUGGAAGCUCUAUCCAACUUGCAGCUUUGAUCAUAACAUGACCAUCAGAAGAUCUGCUUUGACUGGCUACCACAAAUCUGAUUCAGACUUGCUACAUUCCCUUCUGUUAUCUUUUUUUCUGGGUCAGUCUAUGAUCAGCCAUAGCUUCAGUCUCUACUUAGGCAUGGUGUGGGGUAUAUAUUGCCUUUGCUCCAUAUAUUGUACAUAUCUUACAAAUCCUUGAAGAUUGGGCAGAUGCCAGUGUGUGUUACAAAUGGCAUUUGCUGUUCUCUUCAGUUAUUAAAAAUUUUUUUCUCCUAAAAUGUUUGAAAUAAAGACAGUCAACAAAGA
Molecule: messenger RNA, 935 nt
Organism: Antechinus flavipes (yellow-footed antechinus)
Lineage: Eukaryota; Metazoa; Chordata; Mammalia; Dasyuromorphia; Dasyuridae
Gene: TOMM6
Product: translocase of outer mitochondrial membrane 6
Exons: 3
Coding region: 300-539 (79 amino acids)
Cellular component (GO): mitochondrial outer membrane translocase complex; mitochondrion
Source: RefSeq, a predicted model, not a curated record